This is a messenger RNA of Trematosphaeria pertusa, 576 nucleotides long. RefSeq lists its product as uncharacterized. The record is from RefSeq and is a predicted model, not a curated record. The transcript has a single exon. Lineage: Eukaryota; Fungi; Ascomycota; Dothideomycetes; Pleosporales; Trematosphaeriaceae. Bases 1 to 444 code for a protein of 147 amino acids.
AUGACCUCAGACGACGACUACCAAAUCUUGAACAAGCCCCGUACCUUCUUCAAAACUGGCCGCAUCUUCUUGGUCCGCGAAGGCAACAUCACACGCCAAACCUUGGUCGUCGUGGCCUCGCGCAACAACCACUGCGUAUGCCUGCCCAUUGAGACCUUCCGACCCGCCGCUCCCCUCAACACAUCCAGUCACGCACCCGUAUCGCUCGAUGGUCAAGGUGUGCAGAUGCACCCGCAAGAGCGGCAGUAUGGCCUGGGAACGAUAGGGGUGGUUGUUGAAAACAGAGGCGUAGCGAUGAGCCCCUUGUCAAGGAUCGCGUUUACGGAGGCCAUGACGGUCGAGUAUAAGACCGCGGUUAGGAAUGUGGGGAGAGUUAAGGUUGGGAUGGUCGAUGACGAAAGUUUGGCGAAGUUGAAUCAGUAUUAUCAGACGUUGGUUCAGUAAAAAGGAGAUGAUUCAUGGAGACGUAUGACCGCUGGAGGAGUGUUUGGAAUUGUAUGAAUAGGACAAGAAUUAAAGGAAGGUCGCUGGCUGUCCAUUGAGCAGUUCCAAUCUAUUUCUCACAUUAUGUGCCCC